AUGCGGGCUUCUCUGGCACGCCGCUGUGGAGGCUGCACGCCGAGCGGGAUGCGCUGCAGCAGGAGGCAGCCAAGAGCAGCAGCAGCGCCUCCGCGAUGCCAGACGGCCUGGCCAAGUGCGCCGGUGAGGUCGGCUGGUACUGGGGCGAGAAGCGCCAGGCGUAUUGGAAAGAGUCGGACAGACAGUUUUAUCGGCACGGUGGCGGAUGUGUGGGACAAGAUCGCCCAGGAGCGCGUGCGCCUCCACGAGUCUGAGACGCAGGGCGUAUCGCUCGCGGUGGGCUCCAAUUGCCACGAGCGCGCCGCUCAGGUCAAGCACGUGAUCGUGAGGGACCUGCCAAAGGCAGGAACGGCGCUGAGGAUGUCGCUGGACCACCUGGAUCUGCCCUGCGCCCUCUACGCGCUAUACGAGGGGCAUCGCGGCGCGGCAGGGGGCGGGAACACGUGCUCGGACUUCUGCGCGAAACACCUGCACGGCAAGUUGCUGCCCAAGCUCGCGGCGUUCCGAGGCCAGUGGCUGGACGAGCACCUCAAGGUGGCCCUGCGCGAGACUUUCGAGGAGCUGGAUGCGAGCUUCGCGGAGAAGAACCCAGACGCCAAGGACGGCUGCUGCGCGGCCGUGGCCUUGGUCAUCGGAGAUCGCGUGGCGGUGGCCAGCCUCGGAGACAUCGCCUGCCUCGCAUGCCUGCGCUCCGGCGAGAUCGUCCGCCUCGCGAAGGCGCACGCGGUCCCAGACCCCGACGCGGACGAGGACGACGAGGACAGCAACAGCGGCGAGGCGGCCGCAGCGGCAGCAGAGGCGCCCCCGAGCGCCGACUUCAGAUGGACGCGUUCGUUCGGGGAUCUCAGCUUCAAGGCGCCAGGGCGCGAGGGCCCGCGGGUGACCGCGACGCCGGACGUGGCGGUGCUGCGUCUCGAGAAGGAGCACCUGGGCUUCAUCCUGGUCUGCAGGGAGCUGUACGCUGCUAUCGGCGGCGAGACCGCCGUCAGCACGGUCUUCCGCCGCAGCGCCGGGCGCCCACGCAUGGCAUCCGGCGCACUGGUGGACGCGGCGGUGCAGUGGCUGGGGGACGUGAAGCCCAGCAGCGGCCUCGCGUCGGUGGUCGCGUUCGUGGACUGGCAGGGCGCCGCAGCGGCUGGCGGUUCAAGCGCCUCCUCGGAGCCGGCGGCCAAGCGCCAGAGGAAGGAGCCGGAGCAGGUCCGCCUCAGGAACAUCCUGCUGAAGCACCGCGACUGCAGGAGCGCCAUCGACAAGGUGCGAAACAAGCAGGUCAAGCGGCCCCGUUGCGAGGCGGAGCGCAUGGCGCGCAGGAUCUUCGAGGAGUGCGUCACGGACACCUCCCGGAAGGUAUUCACUCAGCGGUGCCGCGAGCUGUCUGAGUGUCAGAGUUCCUUGAAGGCCCGCGAGAUGGCCGGAGAUCUUGGCUGGGUCAAGCGCACUGAGACCAAGUUCGGUGAGGCAUUCCACGCAGUGGCCUUCAGCCUCCAGAUCAACGAGCUGAGCGAUUUGGUCGACACUGACCAAGGCAUUCACCUUUUGCUCCGGACUGCCUGA
Messenger RNA from Prorocentrum cordatum, 1554 nucleotides. The record is from the annotation of a GenBank genome assembly. NCBI's taxonomy places the organism in Eukaryota, Dinophyceae, Prorocentrales, Prorocentraceae.